AUGUCUAAGAAGUUCGAGAUGUCAGAUCUAGGUAAGCUAACGUACUACCUUGGCAUAGAGGUGAUUCAAGGAGCAGACAAAAUCAGAAUAAAACAAGAAAUGUAUGCUCAAGGAAUCCUGUGUGACACGAAGAUGGAAGCGUGUAACGCAUCUCAAAUUCCAGUGGAGGCGAAUUUGAAGAUCUCAAAAGCUGAAGAUGAACGAGAGAUAGAUGUUACAGAGUAUCAUAGGAUGUUUGAGGUAUCUGCUUCCCACAAGACCCGACCUGUGUUACGCAGUAGGUUUUCUAAGCAGAUACAUGCACAAUCCGAGAGACUCUCACGGACAAGCCAUCAAGCACAUAUUACGGUAUGUGAAAGGAAGAACAAACUUCGUGACAGCAGUCACAACAUUGAUCUCGAUGACGGGAGGAGCACGUCAGGACAUGCAUUCUACUACGGUUCAUCACUGAUCACUUGGACAUCGCAGAAGUAG
Molecule: messenger RNA, 474 nt
Organism: Brassica napus (rape)
Lineage: Eukaryota; Viridiplantae; Streptophyta; Magnoliopsida; Brassicales; Brassicaceae
Exons: 2
Coding region: 1-474 (157 amino acids)
Source: RefSeq, a predicted model, not a curated record